AUGGACCCGCCGUUUUUACUUCUUCUCACCGUCUCAUUUGUUGUAUGUGGCCUACUCGAGGUGACCGACUUCAGCAUGAGUAGCCAGAAGGGUUUCGACAUCCAUACCGAUCCGGACCCCAGCGCGGGAAUGGAGAUCGGUCAGAGCGGCGAGAAAGAAUCACGUUACAAAUAUACGACAAUCACCGGAUACUUCCUUCAAGACGAUCCUGCCACCGAUCCAUUCGGGUUCGACUUCACCAAGACCAACUUUGGUUUGAUCGACCGACCCUAUGAUUCUGACACCAGUCUUCCAAACAACGGGCGGGAGCUGACAGGCUGGCAGAGAUUCGAGCAUCAUAUCUCCAAAUUGAACCAAGACGCCCAAAAGACAAGAGAUGGAUCUGGAAAAUCAGCAGAUGUGUCAUACAAACUUCUCUUCCUUGGCCGCCAUGGAAAUGGGUUUCACAAUGUUGCUGAACGUUACUACGGAAAUGUCGCAUGGGAUUGUUACUUCUCCGCGCUUGAUUCCGACAAAGAUAAUGUCAUGACAUGGUCUGAUGCACAUCUCACAAAAGAAGGUAUUCGCCAGGCCCAGGAGGCAAACAAGUUCUGGAAACAUCAAAUCAAAGCCGAACGAAUCAGCCUUCCCCAAUCCUACUAUGUCAGUCCUCUGGAUAGAGCCCUCGAAACAGCAAAUGUCACGUUCGGUGAUCUGCAACCUGACGGGGCUGCCUUUCGCCCAAUCGUCAUGGAGAGAGCUCGCGAAGGCUCUGGUAUCCAUACAUGUGACCGUCGGAGCUCAGUGACCUACAUCAAGUCUCGGUUUCCAACUUUCAUCACCGAUGCUGAUCCGCUCCUGACCGAAGAUGACACCUAUUGGGAUCCUGUUUACCGGGAGACGAACGAAGCCUUGACGAUUCGACAGGCAAAACUUUUGGACAGCAUUGUCACCAAAGACAAGAAUGAGAGAAUCAGCAUCACAGCCCACUCAGGCGCCAUAGCUAUGUUCUUGCACGCUAUUGGGCAUCAGAAAUUCGGCCUGGGCACUGGCGCUGUCAUUCCUGUUCUCGUCAAGGCUGAGCCAUUGAGUCAGCCAGCCGAUUUCAUCGAUGAUCGAGACAAAUGGCAAACAAUUCCGAAGUGUCCUGUGGGUCUCGACCUGGAAACAGUUGGCGUUCAGCGAUGGAAGAUGGGUUUGAAGGAGUUCUUGGCUGGUGUUGAAAAUGGGACUCUUCAAAUCGAGGAAAUGGCUUUCAAGGGCCGACAUUGA
Exophiala bonariae is the source of this 1251-nucleotide messenger RNA. RefSeq lists its product as uncharacterized. Gene Ontology annotation, cellular component: cytoplasm. Bases 1 to 1251 code for a protein of 416 amino acids. Gene Ontology annotation, molecular function: phosphatase activity. The transcript has 2 exons. Lineage: Eukaryota; Fungi; Ascomycota; Eurotiomycetes; Chaetothyriales; Herpotrichiellaceae. The record is from RefSeq and is a predicted model, not a curated record.